AUGAUGAAGAGGCUACAUUACUUCUCCUUCUGCAAAACCGUGUAUUUCGCUCGUUCUCCUCACCCCCACUAUGCUUCCCUCCUCUUUGCCGUCUUACCUUACUCGGACUCCGCCACCGCCGCCGCCGCCGCCGCCGCCGCCGCCGCAUCCGCCACCGGGAAGCACAUGUUCAUGGUCCAAUACCUCGUCGAGUCAUGUGGCUUCGACCAGGAGAAGGCCACCGAGGCCUCGAAGCUUCUCAAGGGCAUCCAAUCCCGGCAGCAGCCCGACUCCGUCCUUGCUUUCCUCAAAAGUUACGGCUUCGAUGACGCAUCAGUAAAAAGGCUUCUACUUUACUUCCCCAAAUGUCUUCUUUUGGACGUAGAGAAGACACUUACCCCAAAGUUCCGAGCUUUCGAAGAUCUGGGUUUCUCCCCAUCCGACAUCGUCGACCUCGUCUGGUCGAAUCCCUCCACCGUCAAAAUCAAACACGAACGCACUGUGCCUAAGAUCGAAUUUUGGCAAGGCCUUCUCGGGUCCAAGGAUGCCCUAGUGAAGUUGUUCAAGAGAAACCGAGCGAUUCUUGCGUACAGUAUGGAGAAGAGGAUCCAGCCCAACAUUGAGUUGCUCCGGGAAUGCGGCUUGGACGGCCCAAAGCUUACCUCUGUGUUACGGUUCUGCCCACUGAUCGUGGCACAGAAUGCUGAUUUCUUGAAGACCUUGAUCAGUCGCGCGGAGGACUUGGGAGUGCCACAGACAUCGGGGAUGUUCCAUAUUACUCUGCGUGCACUCUUGAUGGUCAGUCCAGAGAAGUUCAAGAUGCAAAUGGAAUUGUUCCGGAGCUUCGGGUGGUCAGAGGACAAUUUUGUUGCGGCAUUCCAAAAGUGUCCUACCUUCACACAAGGGUCUUUGACGACAUUGCAGAGAAAAAUGGAGUUUUUGAUAAAUGAGGUUGGAUAUGCUUCUUCUUACAUUGCUAUACGUCCGAUACUAUUGAUAAUGAGCUUGGAGAGAAGGUUAAUUCCAAGACAUCGGAUCUUGGCAACCUUGAAGUAUAGGGGGCACUGUGAAAGUGAUUACAAAGUGACGGCAUAUAUGGUGGCUUCUGAGACCAAAUUUGUAGAGAAGUACAUUAUCUUCUAUAAGGAUAGAUAUCCAGAUCUGAGUGAACUCUAUGCAAGCUUGAAACACACAAAUACUUCUGAUUCUGGACUUCAAUGA
Zingiber officinale is the source of this 1200-nucleotide messenger RNA. RefSeq names its product transcription termination factor MTERF8, chloroplastic-like. The record is from RefSeq and is a predicted model, not a curated record. Lineage: Eukaryota; Viridiplantae; Streptophyta; Magnoliopsida; Zingiberales; Zingiberaceae. Gene Ontology annotation, molecular function: double-stranded DNA binding. Bases 1 to 1200 code for a protein of 399 amino acids. Gene Ontology annotation, cellular component: chloroplast. The transcript has a single exon. Gene Ontology annotation, biological process: chloroplast organization; regulation of DNA-templated transcription.